AAAAAGGGGCGGGGUUCCCUCUACGUCACAGCACCUCCCCCAAUCACCGGCGGGCGGCAGAGGCUGAGAGAGCUUCCCGCCAAAGUACAAACCGCGCAAAUUCCUGAGGCGAGAGAGCGGGAGUCCUCCUCCGUCCGUACAGCGACCGGCACCUCCGAGCCAGCCCAAUAUCACAGCGGUAGCCAGGUCACCUCACAUACACUGUUCUCACAGAGCCCGUGCAUCCGGGUCACUAUCACCACACAGACUUUCCCUCACAGCCGCCGUCAUGUGGAUCCAGGUGCGCACCAUGGACGGCCGAGAGACUCACCGCAUUGACUCCCUGUCCAAGCUGACCAAGGUGGAGGAGUUGCGGCAGCGCAUCCAGGACGCGUUCGGGGUGGAGAUGGAGCGGCAGCGGCUCUUCUACCGGGGAAAGCAGAUGGAGGACGGGCACACGCUCUUUGAUUACAGCGUCAGUCUGAAUGACAUCGUCCAGCUGAUGGUGCGGCAGCUCCCAGCGUGUGCCCCGGCGCCGGAGGAGGCGGCGGCGAUGUCCGAAACGGAGCCCGAGGCGCGGCCGCAGGAGGAGCCGGUCCCCUCUGAGCCCACCGACCUCGGCUUGUACCAGAGCAAGCAGCUGGUGGACGCCCGGGACCUGCACAUGGGCGCCUGGUUUGAGGCGGAGGUGGUGACCGUGACCCACGGGGCGACCCCUGGGGACUUCAUCUACCACAUCCAGUACGAGGACUACCCUGAGAACGGGGUGAUCCAGCUGACGGAGCAGGACGUGCGGCCCCGUGCCCGGAGCACCCUGCAGUGGCAGCAGCUGGCAGUGGGGCAGGUGGUUAUGGUGAAUUAUAACCCGGAUGAGCCAGGGGAGAGGGGCUACUGGUACGAUGCGGAGAUCCUGAGGAAAAAAGAAACCAAAACUAGCAGAGAGCUCUAUGCCAAGCUCUCCCUGGGGGCUGCUGGGGACCCUCUGGAUAACUGCAGGAUCGUGUUUGUGGAUGAGAUCUUCCAGAUUGAGGAGCCUGGUGCCCCUGAUUUGCCUGGCAUUCCUGCCACCACUGAGGCCGGCUCCCCACAAAAACCCUCAAGUGGCCCGGCAUGCAAAUACUGCAGGGAUGACCCGAAAACAAAAUGCCGCAGAUGCGCCUGCCAUGUAUGUGGGGGCAAACAGGACCCAGAAAAGCAGCUGCUGUGUGACGAGUGCGACAUGGCUUUCCACAUGUACUGUCUCUACCCCCCUCUUUCUGAACUCCCCCAGGAUGAUGACUGGUACUGCCCAGACUGUAGAAACGAUUCCACUGAAGUGGUGCUAGCGGGCGAGAAGCUGAAGGAGAGCAAGAAGAAGUCCAAAAUGGCAUCUGCCAGCUCUUCAUCCCAAAGAGACUGGGGCAAAGGCAUGGCAUGUAUGGGGCGCUCUCGAGAAUGCACGAUUGUUCCAUCUAAUCACUAUGGCCCAAUACCGGGAGUACCAGUGGGCACCAUGUGGAAAUUCAGGGUCCAAGUGAGCGAGGCUGGAGUGCACAGGCCGCAUGUGGCGGGUAUCCAUGGAAGAAGUAAUGAUGGUUCGUUUUCCCUGGUUCUGGCAGGCGGUUAUGAGGAUGAUGUGGACGAUGGAACAGAGUUUACCUACACUGGGAGCGGUGGCCGUGACCUCUCGGGUAACAAACGUACAGCAGAGCAGUCAUGUGACCAAAAGCUUACCAACAUGAACAGAGCUCUAGCACUGAACUGCAAUGCUCCCAUCAAUGACAAACAGGGGGCUGAAGCUAAAGAAUGGCAGAAAGGUAAACCUGUGCGUGUUGUGCGCAAUGCAAAGGGGAGGAAACACAGCAAAUAUGCACCAGAAGAUGGAAACCGAUAUGAUGGAAUAUACAAGGUGGUGAAGUAUUGGCCUGAACCUGGAAAAUCUGGUUUUCUUGUGUGGCGCUAUCUCCUCAAGAGAGAUGAUGAGGAACCUGCGCCUUGGUCCAAGGAGGGCAAGGAGCGUAUUAAGAAACUAGGCCUCACCAUGCAGUAUCCAGAGGGUUACUUAGAAUCUGCGGCUAAUAAGGAAAGAGAAAAAGAAAACAAUGCUGAUGCAGAUGAGCUAGAACAUCCUAGCAAAGGAAAAAGAAAAAGGUUUGUGGUGGAUGAUGACGAUGAUGAGAUAUCGGAGGGAUCCCCUAAGAAAACCAAAGUGGAAUUAUACAAACUAACUGCAGAGCAAAAAGCUCUGAUCAAAAAGGAUGAGCUGAAUGUCAAGUUGUGGAAUGAAGUCAUGUCGUUCCUUAAGGAAGGGCCCAAAUUUAUAAGCAAAGUGGAAGAGACUUUCCUGUGCAUCUGCUGCCAGGAGGUGGUGUAUGAGCCCAUUACCACUGAGUGUCUGCACAAUAUCUGCAAGAGUUGCCUUGACCGAUCCUUUAAAGCCUCUGUGCACAAUUGCCCUGCAUGCAGAUAUGACCUUGGCAAGAACUACAACAUGUGUGUGAACAAGUCGCUGCAAGCCAUUCUCAUCCAGCUCUUCCCUGGCUAUGAGAGAGGACGGUAAUGAAUGUGAGACACAAUUUCUCUGGUGUAGCUAGCACAAUACCAGAAAAGUUUAACCAACAAUCUAUCCGCCACCAUUGUAACUAUCGCUCAAUCACACUUAUUAAACUUGUCCCAUCUACUUUGUUUCUCAAGCCCUGCCAUCUUUAUCUCUAUUUGGGUGUCAGAAUUUAGCGGUUUCUCGUCCUUCAUAAAUGACUAUAACCAAGCCUGACAACUCAUCUUUGGUGACACGUAUCUAUAUAGCUCUGUUCUUCAAUGCUGUUCUGCAAAUUGUCAAUGUAUGUCUAAUGUCUAUUUCCAAUCCAUGGACACUUCUAAAUCAACCAUUAUCUUUCAGAAUUACACCACAACUUGUGUUCUGUAUGAAUAUGAGCUAUCCUUAAAGUGGGUUCUGUAAAAAGGCACUUACUAGAUCUCAAGCUGCUGCUUUUCACCUUGUCACUGCUGGCAUCACAGUAAAGGCAGGAAGCUUGUGGCUCUGGAGCUGCUGCACCCAGCCGGUCAAAGACAAUGGCUAGCUGGGAUUUUGGUCAGAGCUGGAGAGUUACAGGGUGUCUACACUUAAUCUAGUUUAAGAUCUUGGGUAUGUUUUAUGGCUUAACAAUACACCAUUAAGUGGCUUCAUCCAGUUACCUGUCUAUGGCACAUUUAGGAUAUUUGUAAAUGUCCUAAUUUAAUAAAGAAAAAUGACUACAGUUUUCUACUUAGGAUUUGUCAAUUAGUAUUGCCUAUUCUACUUGUAAUGGCUACUGAAUACAAUUGUUAUUUAAAAGAGAAAUUCCAUGUAUUUGCAUAAAUAUAUAUAAAGUUUUUCUUCUGUUGCACAAAAUGAGCACACCUCUAUAGAUGGAUGGGCUAUUGCGUGGCUGCAGCUCCUUGCACAGCAACUACUAUAAUUCAGCUAUUGGUGUUUUUGUGGGUGAGAGGUGCAGAGGAUGUCCCCCCCCCCCCCCCCUAUAGAAUGUCAGAGGUCACUACACUAUGCAACGGAAGUAAUGUGCUUCUUAUUUCCAUUACAAGUUGAUCCUUAAGCUUCCAUUGUGAAAUUAUUUGUGCCUUCCAGUUUUUUUUGGUAUUCCUUCACUAUUUUCAUGUGAUCUUAACCAAUUCAAGAUUGUUGUGUGUUUCUUGAAAUACUGGAAAAAGUGACAUUCAUAACCUUUAAAUAAAUGUUAUCUUUUUGGUAAUCCAAAA
Pseudophryne corroboree (corroboree frog) is the source of this 3714-nucleotide messenger RNA. RefSeq names its product E3 ubiquitin-protein ligase UHRF1-like. The record is from RefSeq and is a predicted model, not a curated record. Lineage: Eukaryota; Metazoa; Chordata; Amphibia; Anura; Myobatrachidae. Gene Ontology annotation, biological process: negative regulation of gene expression via chromosomal CpG island methylation. The transcript has a single exon. Bases 269 to 2518 code for a protein of 749 amino acids. Gene Ontology annotation, molecular function: ubiquitin protein ligase activity; protein binding.